Molecule: messenger RNA, 1888 nt
Organism: Erinaceus europaeus (western European hedgehog)
Lineage: Eukaryota; Metazoa; Chordata; Mammalia; Eulipotyphla; Erinaceidae
Gene: PALM3
Product: paralemmin 3
Exons: 8
Coding region: 112-1701 (529 amino acids)
Biological process (GO): regulation of cell shape; Toll signaling pathway; negative regulation of cytokine-mediated signaling pathway
Cellular component (GO): membrane
Source: RefSeq, a predicted model, not a curated record
GCCCCCAGCGCCUGCCUCCCUCGCAGCCCAAAACAGCCAUACCUGCUGUCUGUCUGUCUCCCGAGGCCCCCCACCCCCACACCAGUGGCACCUUGGGGCACGGGGACCGAGAUGGCUUUGGAAAGCCAACUGUGGGCUCCGGCCACAUUCAUGCCCAUGGCUGAAAGCUCCCUCUACCGGCAGAGGCUGGAGGUUAUUGCGGAGAAGCGGCGUCUGCAGGAGGGAAUCCGGGCGGCGCGCCGGGAGCUGGAGGAGGAGAAGCUUCGCGUGGAGCGACUCAAGAGGAAGAAUCUUCGUGAGCGCUGGCUGAUGGACGGGGCAGCCGAGGGCCCCAAGCAGCAGGGGCCCCUCUCGGAGGACCCCCAGCCCCCCCAAGAUCAUAGGGCUCAGGUGCGAAUUCGCCACCUUGAAGACAGUCUGUUCACACUCCAGUCCCAGCUGCAGCUACUCCAGGCCGCGUCCACCGGCGCCCUGCACAAGCCCUCGGCUAGACCCUGGAGGCGCCAGGGGCCCCGGCCGCUGUCCCAGCCACUCUUGGAAGCCACUCCUGAAGCAGGUCAGACGGAUCAAGAAAAGCGAGCAUCCCUGCCUCUCGGGGUGGGGGACAUGUCCCCAGAAUCGCCCUCGCCAACCCUUGAGCUCAGAGACGAGGCUGCCAGGAGGGGCCCCCUGGAAGCCAAUGGCCCCCGCCCACCCGCUGCCGCUGGAGAGGGGGGCUGCAUGGUGGAGGUGGUAUGGGCGGGGCUGAGGGACCCCGGGGUCUUUGAGGCUGCUGGUCCCACGCUGGAAGCCCGAGUGGAGGCCCUGGUGCAGGAGGCCAUCGGGGAAAGGCCUGAGGCUGGCUCCCCCGAGCUGCCCUGCUGGGUGAAGGGGGCUGGGGGCAUGGAGGUGGUAUGGGAAGGGGUGGGGGGCCCCGAGGCAGGGGACACGGAAGCCCCGGCGGGCAGCCGCUCCCCCAGACUCCAGGAAGGGUCCUUUAUCUGGGUGGAGAAGACAGGCCUCAGCGAAGAUUGGGAGGAGCUGCCUGUGGGCAGCCAGAGGCCAGGAGAUGAGAUUCCCUUGGGAGAGAGCUGGGAGGAGAGGAGGAGGAGGGAGGAGGGUGGAGGGGAAGGAAAGAGAGACGCCACUGAGGAGGUCUUGGUGGCAGAGAGAGAGGGAGGCGAGAAGUCACAGGAGGAGAGAGGAGGUGAGAAGUUGCAGACAGAAAGAGAAGGUGACAAGUCAUGGGAGGAGAGAGAAGGCAGUGAGGGAGCACUGGAGACACAGCCCGAAGGAGGCGAGGAGGGUGACAUGACACACACAGAACAAACAGGAGAGAAGGGUUUGGAGGUGGAGAAGACGCUGGGGAUGAAGGACCCCCCAAAGACACAAGAAAACGAGGUGACCCAGACAGGGAGUCCCCCCGGAGGGCCCAGAGAAGAGCCAAGGCCCGAGGAGAAGCUGGAGGGCUCCCUGGAGGAGAAGGCAGCUUCCAGUAAGCCCCACCCCACUGCUGAGGGGCCCUCAGGAGACACUGCGCCCCUCCCGGCUGAGACCCCGGGCCCCCUGCCGCAGGCGCCCGAGUGCCAGCCGCUGCUUGAGGCUGAGGGAGCCCGGGCCGCAGUGCCUAGCUACGCCCCCGCCAGACAGCCGGAGCCAGGGGCAUCCCCCGAGGGUCAGGAGCCCAAGCAGAAGACUUGCCAGUGUUGUGUGCUUAUGUGAGCCAGAGCCCCCCGCGUCCUGUCCUCUCUCUUAGCUACCUCGGCCGCUUGGCGUGUCUUGCAGGGGACACCAGGCACGCGACGGGCUCACCGCAAAGCCUGUGGCCCUUCCCUGCCCACUGCCUGGGACCCCAGCAGCCCUGAUGACAAAGCCUUAUACUUGAAAAUAAAAUCUGGGAGAAACGGAA